Trichoderma harzianum CBS 226.95 is the source of this 780-nucleotide messenger RNA. RefSeq lists its product as hypothetical. NCBI's taxonomy places the organism in Eukaryota, Fungi, Ascomycota, Sordariomycetes, Hypocreales, Hypocreaceae. The record is from RefSeq and is a predicted model, not a curated record. The coding region runs from base 1 to 780 and encodes 259 amino acids. The transcript has a single exon.
AUGCGUUCCACCAUCAUCAUCACCGCCUUCAUCGCCUCGGCCCUCGCCGACUACACCGGCAGCGACGGCACCCCCGAGGAAUGCGCCGUCAAGUGCACCACCGCCCACGACGCAUGCCUCGUCAAGCCCGACGCCAACAGGGCCGAAUGCGCCUCCGAGUACGCCGCCUGCCUGGGCUACAACCCGUAUGAAGGCACAUUCGUCAAUCCCACGGCGUGCUCCAAGACGACGACGGCGACGACGGCUGCUCCCACGCAGACAAAGACGCCGGAGGACGAGUGCAAGUGCUACGACGAGUACAACAUGUGUCGUAGCGCCCCUGGAGCAAACAUGUCGUACUGUGCGUCUCAGUAUGCAGGAUGUUUGGGAUACAAUCCUUUUGAUGGGCAGCAUGACCCGGAGGAGAUUGAGAAGAAGUGCAGCAAGCCCAUCGUCACUCCCACUCCCACUCCUACACCUCCUCCUAAACCAGACUGCCGUCACAUCAAGGAGUGUGGCGAAGAGCGCGACAAGUGCAGAGGCAAGCCCGAUGCCAACCAGGCAGAGUGCGCGUCCGAGUACGCGGGAUGCCUCGGCUUCAACCCCUUUACCGCUGAGGGAGAGCAGACCAUCAAGAAGUGCGAGGAGGAUCACGAUCACGAUCACAAGCCUCCUCACAACGGGACUGCGCCUCCCGUUCACCCUACGAGUACGCUAACACCCGUCAUUUCUGGCGGCUCUGGCGUGAGGCCGCUCGAGCUGUUUAGCUUGUUGGCUGCCGGUGUUGCUGCGUUCUUGUAA